Molecule: messenger RNA, 2251 nt
Organism: Danio aesculapii
Lineage: Eukaryota; Metazoa; Chordata; Actinopteri; Cypriniformes; Danionidae
Gene: cry5
Product: cryptochrome circadian regulator 5
Exons: 11
Coding region: 114-1691 (525 amino acids)
Biological process (GO): circadian regulation of gene expression; entrainment of circadian clock by photoperiod
Cellular component (GO): nucleus; cytoplasm
Molecular function (GO): DNA binding; FAD binding
Source: RefSeq, a predicted model, not a curated record
ACACGUGCUGCUUAAAUUACACGUCUUUUAUAACACAGGGAAACUGUUACAAAACGCAAAGCAGAGCUCACGUAAUCAGAAAAUUUUCUUUCUACCUGUGUGGAGGUCUCCAAAUGCCAAAGGCGACAACAAUGAGCCAUAACACCAUUCACUGGUUCCGCAAGGGGCUGCGUUUGCAUGAUAACCCUGCUCUGAUCGCUGCUUUGAAAGACUGUAAACACAUCUACCCCCUGUUCCUCCUGGACCCCUGGUUCCCUAACAACACUCGCAUCGGCAUUAAUCGAUGGAGAUUUCUGAUUGAAGCCCUCAAGGACCUGGACUCCAGUCUGAAGAAGCUCAACUCCAGGCUCUUUGUCAUCAGAGGGUCGCCCACAGAGGUUCUCCCAAAGCUCUUUAAGCAAUGGAAGAUCACUCAUUUGACUUUCGAGGUUGAUACGGAGCCAUACAGUCAGAGCAGAGACAAUGAAGUGAUGAAGUUGGCCAAGGAAAACGGCGUGGAAGUUACUCCAAAGAUUUCUCAUACUCUCUACAACAUCGACAGAAUUAUCGACGAGAACAAUGGCAACACUCCCAUGACCUACAUUCGCCUGAACAGUGUGGUGAAGGCCAUCGGUCACCCUAAAAAACCUAUUCCUGCUCCAACCAAUGAGGACAUGAGAGGUGUGUCCACUCCACUUUCUGAUGACCAUGAAGAAAAGUUUGGGAUCCCGACUCUUGAGGAUCUUGGACUGGAUACGUCAUUCUUAGGGCCACAUCUGUUCCCGGGUGGUGAACAGGAAGCUCUGCGCAGAUUAGAUGAGCAUAUGCAGAGAACGAACUGGGUGUGCAAGUUUGAGAAACCAAAGACGUCCCCGAACUCCUUGAUCCCCAGCACCACCGUCCUGAGCCCCUACGUCCGGUUCGGCUGCUUGUCUGCACGCACCUUCUGGUGGAGGCUCACAGACGUGUACAGAGGGAAGACACACUCUGAUCCUCCGGUGUCUCUGCAUGGCCAGCUGCUGUGGAGAGAGUUUUUCUACACGGCUGCCGUCGGGAUCCCAAACUUCAACAAAAUGGAGGGAAACUCUGCCUGCGUGCAGGUGGACUGGGACAACAACCCCGAGCACCUUGCAGCAUGGAGAGAGGCUCGGACCGGGUUUCCCUUCAUUGAUGCCAUCAUGACUCAGUUACGACAGGAGGGCUGGAUCCACCAUCUGGCCCGGCAUGCAGUCGCAUGUUUCCUGACCCGAGGAGACUUGUGGGUCAGCUGGGAGGAGGGUCAGAAGGUGUUCGAGGAGCUGCUGCUGGAUUCUGAUUGGUCGCUGAAUGCAGGAAACUGGCAGUGGCUCUCCGCCAGCACGUUCUUCCAUCAGUACUUCAGAGUUUACUCUCCUAUAGCCUUUGGAAAGAAAACUGACAAACAUGGGGAUUACAUCAAGAAAUACCUGCCGGUGCUGAAGAAGUUUCCCACCGAGUACAUCUAUGAACCCUGGAAAGCUCCUCGGAGCGUUCAGGAGAGAGCAGGGUGCAUUGUGGGAAAAGACUACCCUCGUCCUAUUGUGGACCAUGAGGUUGCCCACAAAAAGAACAUUCUGAGAAUGAAAGCAGCAUAUGCAAAACGCUCACCAGAAAACAACACCAUCAACAAAGGUGAAAAGCGCAAAGCGAGUCCAUCCGUCAAGGACAUGCUUCAGAAGAAGGCAAAGAGAUAAAUCGAGUUCUCUCAUCAUGAAUAUUUUUAUAUGGCGCUCCUCUAUAUGUCAAUAAUGGUUCUUUAUACUUAAAAUAACUUUGAUACAUAUUUAAGGAUAAAUAUACAUUUUUGUUUAGCUGGGAUAACUUAGCUGUCAUGGUUUUACCUUCUUAUUUUAAAGUGCUAAGGCACUUUACAUUUAAUUGGCUUUUAGAUGCUGUAAAUGUGCUAUAAAGGGACAGUUCUCCCAAAAUAAAAAUUUCCUGAUCAUUUACUCAAACUGCGAGAUCUAAACGCUUAUGAAUUUCUUUCUUCUGUUGAACACAAAACAAGAUAUUUUGAAGAAUGUUGGGUGGGAAAGCAACCAUAGUUGGAAUGGUUGUCUCUUUAGAAUUUAUUCUUUCGUGUUCAACAGAAGAAAUAAACUCAAACAGGUUUGGAACAAAUGAAGGAUGAGUAAAUAAUGACAGACUUUUCAUUUUUGGGUGAACUGUCUCUUUAAAUGGAAAGUGAUUUUCUGCUGGAUUGAUUAAAUGCAUGUGUGUGUGUGUGUGUGUGAAAAUAAACUGUCAUACGUAA